UAAUGACAAAAAAUUAAAACUUGAAUUACGGGAUAACUAACUUCCAUUAAAGUUGCUGGAAUCAGAUCGUAAUAGUAUUGAAGAAGGUAGAGUGAGGGUAGUAAAAGGUAGUUAGUGUGAGGGAAAAAAGUAUUAAAAAGGAGCAGAUGGAAAGGAAUUCCAAAAUUGCGAGCUUUGUUUGAUGAAAGAUGAUCAGACAUUCUCCGUUCCAAACAAAUCAAAUGAACACUCGAAAACUCCCUAUUUCUCCCAACACCUCUCCCGUCAAUUUCCGCCGCGCUUCCCCUGUAACUCGCAUCUCCGCCAGGAAACUCGCGGCGCGCUUAUGGCACUUGCGCUUUUUCAAGCUGUCAUCUAAGCCAAAGCUUCAAUCUUCCCCGCCACGUGUCAAGCGUGACAGCAACGUUCUGAGAGACUCCGUUGUCUCUCUUCUGCUAUCAGAACUCCUGCGUGCUCAAACCUCCCUUAACAACCUCAAAGCACAACACAAGUCCUUUAGGAAGGAACACCUUCUCUGGAAGCGUCGACAGCUCAAGAAAAACGAUGCAGUCAUUGAGGCCUUAAAGGACAAGCUAGCCAGGGAAAGGAGAAGCAGAGAGAGGAUGGAAUCACUCAAUGCCAAAUUGGCACAUGACCUAGCCCAAGCCAUGCUCAACUACGUUCAAGAAAAGAGGAAAAGACAACUCACAGAGCAAGUGUGCAACCAAUUAGCAAUGCAGAUAGGAGAAGACAAAGCCAAGCUCCAGGGAUUGCAGAGAUAUUCAAUUAGAAUUCGCCAGGAAAUGGAGCAAGAGAGGAACAUGUUUCACAUGGCUGAGCUGUGGCGUGAAGAGAGCAUUCAAAUGAAGCUACUUGACGCCAAACUUGCCUUAGAAGAUAAGUUCAAUCAGAUGAUCCACUUGUUCAAACAGGCAACUGACUCAUGUGAUUUCACAAAGUCAAAUGAUGUUUUAUCCGUUUUUGAGGAACUCGAAGAGAAACUCAUUCAAGUUGAACCAUACUACCCUUCCAAUAAUAAUCUCAUUGAUCCCUCGUCCACCGUCCACAUUGUAAAUCUUGAUGAAGAUUAUUGCCUCAACAAUAAUCCCGUGUUACAUCAAUCAACCAUUUCCAUCAAUGAAGCUGAAUGUUGUGAAAAUGCUGGGGAUGGUUGUUACAAACACUGUGAUUCGGUGGCACAACAAAACUUGGAAGGUCCUAGGUUUGGUGAGUGUGAAGGGAGAGUUGCAACGAGUUCAGGUAUGAGCGGUGGGAUUGGUUCUACUUUUAUGUGUAAAGGUUCGUGUGAAAGUGGGUUCAGACAGUGGGAAUUAUUGGGACAAGGAAACUUUGCAGACACUGUGAAUCCCCACAUAACUCGUGGGAUAAAAGGAUGCAUAGAAUGGCCACGAGGCAUUCCCAAAAUCAAUGCCAAGGUCAUCCCUUUGGAAGAAAGAGUGCGAAGACAGAAAUCUCAGUUACAACAUAUACUUAAGCCUCAGGGUCAGGGUUAAGACCUUGUUUCAAAGAGAUCAAAUACAGAAACAGAUUUCAAUAAAAUUCCAUUCAUUUAAGUUUGUCUUCGCUGGUUCGUGAACCUUUCCAAAAGAAACACCACCUUCUCACAGAUUUCAGUUUAUUUAUCGAAAAUAACGUUCUGUUGUCUGGGUUUGUGCUCCGUCUAUUCAGCCACUGAUCAAUUGUAAUCAUUCCAUAGUCAUAUUAGAUGCUAUAGAUAGCAUCAUGAAUUUUGAAUGUGGUUGAUUCUUUUCUAGAAAACCACAACAUUUUGAUAGCAAGAGGUGUAUUAUUAAUUUAUUAUUCCAUGACAGAUUACAAUAAACAUAUUUACCUUGAAAUCAUGGU
Messenger RNA from Cajanus cajan (pigeon pea), 1845 nucleotides. RefSeq lists its product as uncharacterized. NCBI's taxonomy places the organism in Eukaryota, Viridiplantae, Streptophyta, Magnoliopsida, Fabales, Fabaceae. The record is from RefSeq and is a predicted model, not a curated record.